ACUGCCACCGGACGGUUGUGUAUGGAAAGAGCAGGAAACGUGCCCGGCGACUCUCACACACACUAUCUCUCUUUCUCUCAUGAUCACACACACACACACACACACACACACACACACACAGACACACACACACACAGGCGCACAGCCAUGCAGACAGCUGAAUCCCGGAGCAGCAUCAGCAGCACAUAGAGGCAGACAUGUGAACAUGGAUUAGAAAAGAAUGUCAACAUGUUCCCGGGAGUUCUCUAUGCACUGCUGGCGGGUUUCCUCGGGGCUGUGGCGUCGUCGUCGGCCAAGCUUUCCCUCGGAGCCGACUAUCUGAAGGGGGUCUGUGAAACCGGACUCCGGACAUGGGGAGAGCAGCGGAGAUUUCGACAACCGGACGAAACUACCGCCUGUGACCGGCUUCACAUCCCUCUGAGGCUGCUGUGUGGCGGACUGCUUUUCACCUGCAAUGCUGUGAUGUGGACCUUUCUUGCCAAAGCACUCAGGUAUUCCUCUUCCUCCACCCGAACCACUGUGACCACCACCGCCUCCAACUUUAUAUCUUCCGCUUUCCUGGGGCAGCUUAUCUUUGGUGAAGCCCAGAUAACAUUGUGGUGGGUUGGGAUCUCCUUGACCUUCUCUGGUCUGUUGGUUCUGCAGAGAGUUUCACCGCAGGAUGGACAUCAGAACACAGCCGCUAAGGACGACUAGUAUGGUCUGGUCUCCACUAGCUCAGCACAGCCUGACUCCUGCUAGCUGCAGGAUGUGAUGAGGUUUGGUCGGCAUCUCCUUCGAUUUGAACACCUAGCCUAAGAAUUGACAAAUCUCAAAAGUACACAUGAUGGAUUUUGUUUAUUAAUAACAAGCAAUCAUUUAUUGAUUAAAUCUUGAUUUCUGCACUAACAGAAACAGGAACAUCCAUCAGUUGAUUUUUUCUCUCAACAGAUUGCUUCCUGAUUGACUUAAUUCCUCGUAUAUUUUGUGAAAAGACAAAAUUUUAUUUUAAAAUCAGAGACUAUUCUCCAGGUUGUAGAUUUGGGACAGGCUGGUUCAGCUGUGGCGCAGCAUUGUCUAAGCGUCUUCUAAACUCAGAGGAGAUGCUGGCCUUCAGCUCCUCUGACCAUGGUGCAGCUUCAGUCUGGUUAGUGGAGACUAGAAACUAAUGGAGGCCCAGAAGCACUUAACUUAUCACUGGCCACAGGCGAACAACAACGCAAAAACAAUACUAGCUUUACGUUACAUUUUAGAGGGAAUCUUUCAUUCAACAACAUCACAACAACUCUUGAGCUAAUAGAAAAGAUGUGGGGCAAGGAAAAGGGGUUAAUGGAAUAAUUCAACAUUUUGGGAAAAAUGCACAUUAGCGUGUCAGCAGAGAGGUAGAUUAGAAGAUUGAUACAACUCUCUUAUCGGUACGUUAAAUUUAAAGCUGGAAAGCUUAGCUAGGACGAAAUUAGUGGAGGAGGAACACAGCUGGCAUGUCUUGAUCAGGAGGUAACACUUCUUUUUAAACAAGCUAAAGACCGGCCGUUUAACCUUUAGAACCGUUCCUUCUGUCGAGUCAUUUGGCUAAGCUAAGUCUGUUGGCUAGCUGAUAGUGACUGGUUAGCCAAAUGAAUGGAGGAAGGAAACGUGCUAGAUAUCCUAGUAUAUAGCCUUUUCUUUUUGAUUAGCAUUCUGUCUGUUGGCUGAAGCAUUGUAUUUAAUCAACAGACAUCCGAUUGGUUUUUCAUGUUCUCAUCUAACACUCAGCAAAUGACGAAAAGUGCAUUGCUCAAAAUGUUGAAUGUUUCCUUUAAUGGGACAGACUGAUAGCAUUAUCUCUAAUAAGAGGACCUGUUUGCAUAUUCACGCACUGAUCCCAAGUCAGUGGUUUAGGAUUUGUUCAUGAGCACCAUAUGCACGUCCACAUCAAUCAGCUUGUGCAUUAUGUAUUGCAGCCAUCAGAUCACCAAAGGUUUGUUAAUUCUCACAUUUCCUUAAGUUACAAAGACACUCACUGUAAAAAUCCUACACCGCAGCUACACUGACUUUGCAUUUAACGCAUGCACAUGAUAAUGCUAGAAAUGGAGCAUUGGCUAAUGAGGUGCAGUUCUAUUACACAAGUAAUGAUACACUCAAUGUAACGCUGAAAGGCUCUUCCCUGGUAAGAUCUUGCUGUCUGCCCGGGUCCUUCUUUUCUUUUUAAUUUGCCUUUCUUGACAGCCUGAGCCUUAACCUCAGUAUAUGAGCACGACAGAUGUUUGAAGAGGCAUCUUGUCUUCCAUUUCAUCACAGACGUGUGCAUGAUCUUACCGAGGCCUGAAAUCAAAUAUCUCACACCAAAGCUUCCAAAAAUGGUCAGUCCACAUCCGAGUUAUAUCCCUGCAGAGCUGUUUCAUAUUAUCAAAUGUUAAAAAGUGUGACUCAAGGGGCUCAACUGUCUCUCUCUAGCACAGAAGACACACAUUGUGUUGGGCUUCACGUGCCCUGAAGCCCAACACAAUGCAUUUGCAAUCUCAUAUUAUUCUGUUGCAUGUCAUGGAUAUCAGCCCAUCAUCCAUCAUCUCCAGAUUUCAUAAACGCCUGGCUCCUUUAAAAGCUUCCUUCUAGGUCCCUGGAGUUGUCAGUGAGAGUGCAGUAACAUUGCACCUCCUUUAAAUUUCAUAACACUGUGAUGUGUGUAACAAUAAGGGAGCUUUGAGAGUAAAUAAAUGAGCAUAAGAUAUGACAAUACAUGCUGCUAGAGGGGUGCGUCUGUUAGCAUAAAAAGUUAAGUUAGUGAACAGGGGUUUGCCUGGAUUCUUUAUCGAACAAUAUAUAAGAUCACACUUUGCUGUUUCUGGAUACAUAUCAUAAUAUGAAUGCAUAACGGUAGCUAUAAAACCUGUGUGUAAUAUCCCACGGCAGCAAUGCACAAAAAUGAUAGAUGUGCCUCUAACUGCUGCUAUGCAGGUUUUGUAUCAUGUUAUUUACAUGCAUCCCUAUAAAUGUGACUGCAGUGACAAUGUGAUUAUAAAGUUCUCAUGUUAAAAGUUGGCUGAGUGAUGUUUCAUAGCAACACUGUACUCACAGAGGAUGCCUCAGCAGUGGAGAUCACGCACAACCGAGCAACAACAGCAGCACCAGAUGUGAAUUCAGUUGUUGGUGCCUCCAUGUUUUGGGAUCCUGUGUUUUGCAUUUCUGAAAAGAAUGGUGUAGUUUUGGAGAAAUAACGCUCAUUGAAUUUGUGCCAAGAGUUGGAUUAGACAAUUGAUGCCACUCACAUAUCUGUACAGUAAAAUAUGUAGCUAGUGCUAGCAGCUGGUAGGCUAAAGGUACUGCUAACACUAUGGGUAAAAGCUAGCUUGGCUCUGUUGAAAGUCAAAACAUCCCAAUCAAGGAACUAAAAAACUCCCAAUUUCACAUGUUAUCAAAUGUUCAUAUUUAAAAUACAAGAUUAACUUGUGACCUAACUGAGGAAGUGUGAAGGAAGUAUUCCAGUGAAAGAAUCAGUCUUUGGGGAUAAAUGGGGGGAAAUAAAUAGUCAUCGACUUUCUGGACAGAAAUUAGAUGAAACGAUUGAUCCAAUUUCAUGUCUGUUGGAUUGAUGUGAAAUUGAUGUUAGCAGUGGGAUAGCUCUCUUCUUGGUCAGUUCGAGUGAUGUCAAGAUUCCUUUGAGAGCCUUCCAGACAAUUAGCAAGCAGUUUGUAUGAUAGAGAACCGUUCUUAUUCAUGAGCUGUAGUGUUGUGGACUUCACAUUUUGUUACCCUUUAGACAAUGUUCAAGGCCCUUGUUUCUAGUCCUUCUCCAAGCAAAGCUAAUAUCCUGCUAUGUCUUUAGGUUUGUUUUGACUGGACUGACAUGAAACAAACCUCAAGUGUUGUUUAAUUAAAAGUAGACUUUCUGUAUUGGUAGCAGUGGCUAGCAGGGACUAGCUAAGAAGUGGUCUAGUUUAUCACCCCUGUAAAACAUCACUAGACUGUUUUAACUCUAGACUUUUGGUAGAUAGAUAACUCAUGUUACAUGAUAUAGACUUUUCACAUGUUUCUUUAUGAACCUAAAGAAUCUUUUAUUAGCUGUUUUUGUUACUUUUGGCUAUUGGACUGUAUCCCUCCAUCAGAAUGUAUGCUAGGCUAAGCUAGCUGGCUGCUGGUUACAGCUUCCUUUUUAACGCACAGACAUCAGUAGAAGUAUAAGGAGUCUAAUCUAACUCUCAGCAUUUAAGUGAAUGAGCAUAUUUCCCCCAAAAAGUAAACUAUUCUUUAAUUCUACCUUACAUAUCUGUAUUCCUUGCUUUGGAUUUGCUGUUGAUUUUUUGGUGCCUCACUUUUCUUCUGCUAAAGGCAUGACACGAGGGUAAACCUUCUACCUGUGAAUCCACUCUCACUGUAAAAUAAGAAGUCAGAGCUUUGCAGUAGCCACGUUAAUAGCUCUGUGACAGCGGCAUGGCCUUGAGCGUGAUGUAUUUAUAUACCUGUGCACUGUAUCUGCAGAAGUGUACAGCGAGGUUAGAAGAAUACACCGAAACACGAUCUUGACUCGCCAAAGUAGUAUUAAUGUUCUGCACUGGAAAAAAACACAAGAGAAAAACAUUUUGCAGGACAUUUUAAGAAUCAUUACUUUUUUUGACCUUCUAAUGGAAAAGAGAUGUAGCAUUACACUUUGCUGGUGUAAUCAAUUGUCAUUCUAAUUUCAAGGAUCCUGCAAGA
Molecule: messenger RNA, 4653 nt
Organism: Labrus mixtus (cuckoo wrasse)
Lineage: Eukaryota; Metazoa; Chordata; Actinopteri; Labriformes; Labridae
Product: transmembrane protein 42
Exons: 3
Coding region: 229-696 (155 amino acids)
Source: RefSeq, a predicted model, not a curated record